Pieris macdunnoughi is the source of this 3579-nucleotide messenger RNA. NCBI's taxonomy places the organism in Eukaryota, Metazoa, Arthropoda, Insecta, Lepidoptera, Pieridae. The record is from the annotation of a GenBank genome assembly.
AUGGGCACGUCGAGGUACGUGGCUUGCGCGCUUCUGCUCAUUUGCCCGCUAGCGCUCACGCGACAUGAUGACGACUUCGCCUUUGAUAACAACGAAGAGUUUCAGGUUGAACUGACAGCAAACCAUUCAGAGAUAGCAAAAAAUGGCCUACGAAGAUUAUGGGGUGUUCCUGAUACAUCGGCCUAUGUCGGACAUUUGUUCCGCAUGGAAAUCCCUAAAGAAGCGUUUUCCGGAGAAGUUUUAGCAUAUAAGGUCCGAAGUGAAGAUGGCCGCCGCCUGCCCAGCUGGCUGGCCGUGGACACCAAACACGGUUUGAUCAGCGGGGUCCCGCAGCGGCAGGACAUAGGCUCACACAACUUUAGGGUAACUGCUCAUGGGCGCACACAUGGCUUGACUGCCAUGGAUACGUUUAGCGUUGAGGUGAAAAAAUCCGAAGAAAAGCCGCAGUCUCGAUAUGGGACGUGUAUUAACAACGAAAGCAGACUGGUCCUAGUUAUACUCAUAGAUACAGCAUUCCACAAGAUAUUGCCGCGUCAUAGGAUACGAGCGCUCAUGGAAUUAGCUAGCUUCAUGGCGCUUGACGGGGAUGAGUUCUGGAUGGAGCCCUACAAAGUGGAGCAUACACAAGGUCACGCGGUCAUAUUGAGCGGCCCGGGAACAACGAAACGAAGACACAGCGAAGCGACCACUGCCAUUUAUUUAAAUGUCGGUUGCGGAGAAAAGCUAUGGAGUAGACACAAGGUGCUGGUAGCGGGUUUACGGGAGCAGUCAAGAGAUGGCACUCUUCACCAGUUACUUCAGCUUCCAGUUUUGGGCUGGAGGCUGCUUGCUGUUAAACCUAACUCCAGGCUUAAGAGACAGUCGGAUCCAAUGGAUGGUUCAGGUGAUUACGACAAUUAUGAUGGCGAAGAAGACCCCGCGGACUACAGCGGUUAUGAUGAUGAUGACGAUGACUUCGAUUCACAAAUUGAUAUUGGAGCAGUCCCUGAUCUGGUGGAACCCCCCACUUCCCCGCACCCACACCGCCACCACCAUGGCCAGCCCGACUUCGCGCCAACCACCGACACGUUUCAGAACGAGCUCGACUCGCCGGAGACGCAAACCCCAGAGCCCUAUACACCCCAAACACCUCUAAUCCCUCAAACUCCCCAAAACCCCAAUACGACCCCUGCUACCCCCUCCGACACAACGCGGGCGCUAACAGAGGAUUACCAAGAACUCGCUACUAACGCGUAUACAGCAGAGGAUCAUAAGGUCAAAAUCACUCCGUACUCGGAGUCUGCUUCCGAGGCAAGCAGUGUCAACUUCUCAAAGGAACCAGCGCCAGUGAACAGAAACCUCGAUGAUCAUUCUCCUAUACUGAUUGUCCCAGAGGAAGUAACCACAUCGACGGAAGCUGAACUUCAAACGGUAAUAAUACGCGCAUCAAACGAACUACCUCCGAUGCCUUCCUCCGAAACCCCCUCAACUAUGCCAGUGGAGACCGAGCCGGCGACAAGUUCGACGACAUCGACAACAUCAACAACGUCGACAACUUCAACGACGUCGACAACUACAACAACAACUGCGGCGCCGACAACACAGUUGCCAACAGUGACCCUGACAACUCCGACAACUGUUUUGACCACCCCAGAAAGUACAACGGAGGAAGUAACAAGACAGGAGACAGUAAUAUCGUCGGAGAGGACUAGUACGAUAAUAGGACGCACUACGGAAACAGUUACGUUUGCAAUGCCCAUCAACCAGCCGCCGACGCUCAAGCAUCAUAUGAAGAAACUCGCAAUCACCGCUGGAAAGGCGUUCAGAUACAUCAUACCUGCAGAUCUGUUCACGGACCCAGAAGAAGGCAGCAAUCUGACCUUUACGAUGUACGAGGCUGAAAAUGUACCGCUUAGCCAAAACUCAUGGAUUCAGUUCAUUCCUAGCGAGAGAGAGGUUUACGGAUUACCGCUUGAAGCUCACGUGUCUCGCUGGAAUUUCAUAGUAGAAGCGCGUGAUAGCGAGGGUCUCCUUGCACGGGGACCUCUCGAUAUCACAGUGCAACAGCACAAAAGCGCUAGAACUAUCAAUCACCACUUCACCAUGCAGUUCAAGUUGAUGAAGCCCUAUACGAACACCAUUGACUGGCAAAUCCGGGCUUUGGAAGGAAUUGUGAACCUCUUCAGAGAUACAGAUAUGGAUCAUCUAACAGUGUUGAACGCUACCCUCAUUGGGGAUAUGUGCGAGUUUGUAUGGACCAAUGACACGCUCCCGAAGGAUACUGCUUGUCCAAUGGAUGAUAUUAAUCGGCUUAUGAAGAUAUUAGAAUCGGAGAGCCAACCCGGAUCCCCAUCAGCGGGUCUCGCUCGAGCGAUGUCUCCCGAGCUGAAAGUGAGUGCCGUGGGUUGGCGCGGGCUGGGCAGGUGUGCGGUGGCUCCGGCCACGAAGGCUCCUGACACCUAUCCACCCGUCACCAGGAACCAGGUGGACCAUCUAACGGCUACUGUGGGACAUCUUCUCGUUUACAAGGUGCCUGAGGACACAUUCUUCGACCCAGAAGACGGUGGUACCCGCAACUUGCACUUGUCUCUACGAUUCAGCGACCGUUCUGAAAUCCCAUCCAACAACUGGUUGCAAUUCGAUGCCAACAACCAAGAGUUCUACGGCCUACCCUCCGCCAACGACCAAGGCAGUGUUCAUUACCAACUGAUCGCAGAAGAUUCAAGCAAGAAGAGCGCAUACGACAGCCUCAUAGUUGAAGUAGCGAAGGCGCCGACGAUCCGACCCACGGUAGAGUUCCAGAUGACAAUGGAUCCUUCACCUAAUCUGAUGCAAACGGCUGCAAAUAAGAGGAAGAUCGUGGAGAAGUUGGGCGCUUUGUUCGACCAGAAGGAGACGGAGAACAUCAGAAUUCAAAGCAUUACUGAUAAUCCUCCAACUAUUAUAUGGUACAACACAAGCCUACCAAUGGACAGGUGUCCCAAACGAGAAAUUGAAGAAUUACGCAACUCUAUAAUCGUUGACGAAAGGGGGGCAAUGGGUGGAAACCUCAAAGAGAAGGUGGAUCAGAUCUUCGAUAAAGACCUUAAAGUGAUGUCCAUACGGCUCAUACCUUUGGGUCUUUGUGCGGAGCAGAGUACGAAGAUAAUUAAGCCCUCGACGCCAAUCGGAAAUGCGAAUAGCAAAACUCAAAACGCAAGUCCAGAGUACUCCGAUUAUUUGGUGACGUUCGUGAUUCCGGCCGUGGUUAUCGUGUGUAUGAUUCUGCUGGCGGGAAUCAUCGCCUGUGUCUUGUAUCGACGGCGGAGAACCGGAAAAAUGAGCGUUGGCGAUGAAGAAGAGCGCCAGGCGUUCCGGUCAAAGGGUAUCCCAGUCAUCUUCCAAGACGAGUUGGAAGAGAGAACUGACACUGAGCCUGUCGACAAGAGUCCCGUCAUCAUGCGCGAAGAGAAACCGCCCUUGCUCCCGCCCGCCCCAGACUACAGGUCGGGAGAGGACGCGCCCUACAGACCGCCCCCGCCCUUCGCAGCUUCCAGAACGCCCCCAAGGCCCAAAGCGACCCCCACGUACAGAAAACCGCCACCGUACGUGCCCCCUUAA